Erigeron canadensis is the source of this 1580-nucleotide messenger RNA. Its product is annotated as altered inheritance of mitochondria protein 32-like. The coding region runs from base 128 to 1282 and encodes 384 amino acids. The transcript has 5 exons. NCBI's taxonomy places the organism in Eukaryota, Viridiplantae, Streptophyta, Magnoliopsida, Asterales, Asteraceae. The record is from RefSeq and is a predicted model, not a curated record.
CAACAGUAGAAAAAAACACAAGAUAGAUAAAGUCAGACUGACCUACCACAUCAAGGACUCAUCGAUACCUCUCAAAAUUCAUACAUCAAUAUACCCCUAUCGAUAUACAAAAUACAUAUAAAUACAAAUGCUAACAAAUCCUAAUCGGUUUCCCGCCGUUCACUUUACUAUCAUCUAUUCUCUCUCCCCCUCUCUCUUUCACUCCGUCGCUAUGGCCGCCUUACCGGAAAACGGUACAACUAACGGAGCUCCUUCUCCUCCGACUAACGACAAUCUUAACAUCGGUUUCCAGAGGCCGGAAAUGCACACCGAAAAGCUGGCCGGAACAGCUAUAAGUUACGACCGGCAUGUUAUAUUGUGUUACAAGACGCAUGACACGUGGCCAUCACGUGUUGAAACUUCAGACUUACAUCCGUUGCCUAAGCUUCUUGCUGGAGCUCUUAAAGCUCGUAAGAAUGAUAUUCCUGUUAAGACUUUGUUGACGAUAUGUGAAGGAAAGGAAGGUACGGAGAUGUUGGAUGGAGAUGUGUUGUUGUUUCCUGAAAUGGUCAAGUAUAGGGGAUUGAAAGAACCAGACAUCACCAGUUUUGUGGAGGAAGUGAUUGUGAAUAGAAAACCAUGGUCUACAGGAGUUCAGGAGACCAUGACAGGUUCACAUAUAUUUGUCUGUUCGCAUAGAAGUCGUGAUAAAAGAUGUGGCUUUUGUGGACCGAUAUUGAUAAAAAAGUUUAAAGAGGAGGCUGAAGUAAGGGGUCUGGAGAAUGUGUCUGUGACUGCUUGCUCACAUGUUGGGGGACACAAAUAUGCAGGAAACUUGAUCAUUUAUACUGUUCGAGAUGAGAAAGUUUGUGGUCACUGGUAUGGUUAUGUUACCCCAAAUGAUGUGGCUGAUUUGCUUGACAAUCACAUUGGAAAGGGUGAAAUUAUUGAGAGGAUUUGGAGGGGCCAAAUGGGCAUUCCCCCCGUCAAGAAAGCUGAACAGACAAUUGAACAAAAACUUCCAAAUGGAAAUGAUUUGAAGGUCAAUGAGCAGAGUAAUAAAGCAAGCAAUACCAAAGAAGAGACAGAAAACGGGGGAGGCUGCUGUCAAGGUACCGCCAAUGGGUUCUCGUGCUGCAGAGACGAAAUGUCAGGAACAGAAAAGGAGGUAAAGAAAGAAUUCAGUAAACUUAAUAUCUUCACGAGAAAAUGGGAGAAACAUGAGGUGCUUACAACAGCUGCAGUAAUUGGGGCGGUCGUAACUAUUGGUGUGGCCUACAGCUUUUAUAAAAGGGUGAGAUGAGAAGUGGUCACAUAUCUUUUGGUUGUCGGUCUAUUCUUGCUUUGCUUUUGUGGGAGAUGUGUAUAUAUGCUUACUGUGGUAAAACAAUCUUCAAAAAGCCACAUAUUUGUGAAGGUAAAGCACACAGAACACAAAGCAUUCCGUGUGUUUCCAGUUGUAUAAAGUAUUUAUGAAGGUAAGAACAUGAAACGUAACACUUUUGUGGUACCAGUUGUUAUGGUACUGAUGCACUUACCUUGCUACAUGAUGAUGUCCCAAAUGAUUAAUGAUAUAGAAAGGUGCCUAUUUUGGAUUGCUA